UAUAAAUCGGGUCGUCUGCGGUCACCACGUGCAGCACGUGAUUUCCGACCUGCUGCACAACCUGACCCGUGAAAAGAUCUACUGAAUCACAACACAACCCUCAAUCGUCACUGAGCACUCCGGCCCCCAGUUUGUUUCGCCAUUGCUUUCAGGACGAUCUGACAUGUCAUUGGGCCCGCUGAAAGACGCCAACCGGCUCAACGAACCGAAGUCUUCCACAUCCAAACCAGACGGCAAGAGUUGUUGCCCUGGUGACCUUGUACACUCGACUACUUCCGGUUCAACUAAAUGCAGCUCCGUCGAGAGGUCAUCGAAGGAGAACUACCGAGAAUCUGGGUGUUGUGGUGGACAUGAUGCUUUCUGCUCAGACGAAAAUUGUUUGGAUGUAUGCGAGUUUUCCCCGGACAUUCCCGAGCCCCAGAUGUGUGGGAAAUGCGGAAAGCAUGGCGUGCGUCUGAAGAUAUGUAGUCGGUGCAAGACGGCUCUGUAUUGUUCCAGAGAGUGUCAGAAGAAAGACUGGCAGAAACACAAGAAGACAUGCAGAAUACCGGACCACGAUGGGAACGACCUGAAGACUCUCCUGAAACAACUGACUACUAGCCUUGUUGUAGAAAAACGUAGAAAACUGACCUUCACUGAGGCCAAGGUGAAGGCUGAGAAGUUAUAUCCAGGGAGGCCACUCUUCGAUGAACUCUCCAAACUGAGCACGCACCCGUCACGGGGGAUCUUCCUUGGGCUUAUAUCAGAAAUGCACUUCUAUGUCAUUCGGCACGGGGUGUAUGUGAAGGACCGCGUCGGCCGUCAGACGUCUGUAUUCUUCUACCUGGACUACGACAACCCCGACCCUUACUUCAGCUGGAACGACCUUCAACCUGGCAACUACAUUUGCAUAAAGAAUCCCCAUUUGCAUAUUUUCUUGGAUGGUCAAGCUGGAUUUCGUAUUGACGAAGCAUCUUCUGUCAAGAUUAUUUUGUGACAACAUCAUGUCCGGACGUGUAAACGUUUGUUGAGUUUCUUUUUAGGUUUGGUUGACUGUCCAUUUGUCAUUAUGAUCUGAGAAAAUAGAUACACAUACAACGAUC
This is a messenger RNA of Haliotis rubra (blacklip abalone), 1082 nucleotides long. RefSeq lists its product as uncharacterized. The transcript has 4 exons. NCBI's taxonomy places the organism in Eukaryota, Metazoa, Mollusca, Gastropoda, Lepetellida, Haliotidae. The record is from RefSeq and is a predicted model, not a curated record. The coding region runs from base 164 to 976 and encodes 270 amino acids.